Dama dama (fallow deer) is the source of this 381-nucleotide messenger RNA. Its product is annotated as CDGSH iron-sulfur domain-containing protein 3, mitochondrial-like. NCBI's taxonomy places the organism in Eukaryota, Metazoa, Chordata, Mammalia, Artiodactyla, Cervidae. Bases 1 to 381 code for a protein of 126 amino acids. The record is from RefSeq and is a predicted model, not a curated record. The transcript has 2 exons. Gene Ontology annotation, cellular component: intracellular membrane-bounded organelle. Gene Ontology annotation, molecular function: 2 iron, 2 sulfur cluster binding.
AUGAGGACAGAGCAUUGGUUCGCUCCUGCGGCCAGCGGCCUGGACGCUGAAACAAGAGAUGAGGACAUCACCUCCUGGCUGGCCCGAUGGUUCCCCAAAACCCCAGCCAAGUCCGUGGUGGCCCUAAAAACACCCAUCAAGGUGGAGCUGGUGGCUGGGAAAACCUACAAGCGGUGUGUGUGUGGCCGCAGCAAAAAGCAGCCCUUCUGUGAUGGCUCGCACUUCUUCAGACGCGCUAGCCUAUCCCCGCUGAAGUUCAAGGCCCAGGAGACCUGCAUGGUGGUGCGCUGUACCUGCAAGACAACCCAGAAACCCCCAUACUGCGAUGGUACCCACAAGAGUGAACAGGUGCAGAAGGCAGAACUGGGCUCUCCACUCUGA